This is a messenger RNA of Mollisia scopiformis, 2380 nucleotides long. Its product is annotated as HET-domain-containing protein. Lineage: Eukaryota; Fungi; Ascomycota; Leotiomycetes; Helotiales; Mollisiaceae. The record is from RefSeq and is a predicted model, not a curated record. The transcript has a single exon. Bases 83 to 2146 code for a protein of 687 amino acids.
AUCGUAUUUAAAUAAAGAGAGAAUACAUAUUCAAAGACGCCUUAGUCGGUUUAGGUUCUGUUGUCAUCUAGAUGCCCUGAAAAUGUCUGAAGGGUCUCAAUCGUCUACAACUCAUACCGUACCGCGUGUACUGCGCAACUUGACCCCAGCAGAGCCUAAGUUUCGCCACCUUUGUCAAAAAUGCCGACAUCUCAUCCGGAGAUCGAAGAUUAUCCAAGACAAUAGGUUGAAGUGGGUCGGUGGAUCGGACGACCAAGAAUCUUUCCAACAUUACGAGACCCUUGACGGCGUUGUUUAUUCGGCUUUUGAAGGGUGCCACUUCUGCUCCAUCCUUCGUAGACGUUGCGUUACGGAAGACACCCGGCGCAGAGAAAGAGAAGGCUUUUCGUAUGAGAUUCUUAUUACGGAAACAACAAAUGGUUGCGAUGUUCGAAUUCGGCAGGGAGAAGUGGAAAGGCUCGUGGCCCGAAUCAUGAGUUUUCAGAGGGAUGACUGGUUGUCUGAGAUCAAUCUGCCAGAUGAGCCGUACGGUACGCUACGAUCAUUUGGAACAGACUCCCUUGAGAGCUUUUCUCGCGCUAAUACCUGGCUCCAAACAUGCAUCAACGAACAUCAGGAUGUGUGUAGCGUCAACACACCCAGUUCCAGCCUUCUGCGGCUAGUCAGAGUGAACGUUGUCGGUACAAGAGUCUCUAUUCAACUCUAUGAGAAUCCAUUCGCAACAAAAGAAGAGCCCUAUUUAGCUCUAAGUCAUUGCUGGGGCGGCAAAGUGCCACUCCAAUUGACAACUAAGACAAGACGGUCAUUUCUGAAAUCUAUUCCAGUGGAAGACUUGCCACAGACUUUCUGGGAUGCGGUGGUCAUUACCGCAAGACUAGGCUAUCAAUUCAUAUGGAUUGACUCCUUAUGCAUCAUUCAGGACUUGGGAACAGAUUGGGAUCAGCAAGUCACAAUCAUGGGCAGUAUCUAUCGGAAUGCGGUCUGUACCAUUGCAGCCCUCAAUGCGGAGGAUAGUAGCAGAGGAUGCUUUACUCGUCGAGACCCUCUGGAAUUCGAUGCUUGCCAAGUCGAUAAUGAAAGCUGUUUAUAUAUCACAACAGACUUCAGACCCGCUGGGCCCGAUACGCAACGUCCGAUUCGCGCACCGUUGCACAGAAGAGCUUGGGUUGUCCAAGAACGCGCGCUCUGCCCUAGAACAUUAUACUAUGGAGCGGAUAUGAUCUUCUGGGAGUGCAAUCAAUCCGUAGCAUCUGAAAACAAUCCUCGUAUGGGGUAUCUCUGGAAUGCUGAAAAAAGCGCUGUCAAGUUAAUACAGGGGAAUCCGUAUGGCGGACCGAAUCCGCAGAAAAGCGGAUUGAAAAGCGUUUUCCAUGACCUGCUUGAUGAAUGUAAGGAUGGGAACUACAGCCGUUGGAGGGCGUCCUGGGCGGCCCUUAUUCACGAGUACACAAGUUGCGAGAUCACAAGGUUUGAAGACCGUUGGCCAGCAGUUUCCGGAUUGGCCACAAAGGUGGAGGAGACAUCUAGGAUGAAAUUGCGCCGAGGACUUUGGCAAGAUUACUUGCGAGAAGAACUUCUAUGGAGUGCAGAUGUGCCUGGAAAUAGACCGCACCAAACCUUAGAAACAGAAGCGGAACUCUAUGCACCAUCAUGGUCAUGGAUCUCUCUCAAAGCAGCCAUCUGGUGGCCUGCUAUUUCUAGAUAUGACCGUGAAACUUCGGAGGUCAUGUGGAUAGCUGAUGUUCUCUCCGCCACGAGUACUGAGAUUGUUCUGCAAGCUCCACUCGUCCGAAUUUCUGAGAUUUUACUUCACGAAUCCACCUGUCCAGAUAAUUGGAUCAGUUCGAAACUCAAAAGUGAUGCACAGCCGAACAUGAGUGGUCUAAAGACGGUACCCGAUGAAGAUACAGGCGAAGAAUUAGAGAUAUGGGCUUUGCAAAUUCUUCGUGUAGCUGAACGUUGGCCCGACUUAGAACGUACGAUUUUCUACGGUAUUUUUGUGCAGAAAAAGCCAGAGAACCUAUCUCUUCUGUCACGAUCACGUUGGUCACGGGUGGGGUAUUUCGAAUUGGGUUGGGAGGGGGAACAUUUCGAGAUACCGGCUCCACGUUGGCUAGGGAAGACGAAGCGGAUCAAGUUAAUCUAACAUAGAUGUAAUACAACCGCGGCUAGCUUAUUGUCUGCGCAAAGUUUGUUGCUUCAGUGUUGGAAUCUAUCUUGUAGGAUGUUGAGCCUCAUCGAGGGGCGCGGGGGCGGAGGAACGCUCUUGCGUAGCACCCUGCCAGUUGAUUCUUCACACAGCCAUUCAUUCGUUCAACCGUGAUUACCUCGGAAGAACUAUUGCAGCACAAGAUCUCGGCUAAUAAGCGCAAGAAAAGAU